Laetiporus sulphureus 93-53 is the source of this 779-nucleotide messenger RNA. RefSeq lists its product as uncharacterized. NCBI's taxonomy places the organism in Eukaryota, Fungi, Basidiomycota, Agaricomycetes, Polyporales, Laetiporaceae. The record is from RefSeq and is a predicted model, not a curated record. The coding region runs from base 46 to 594 and encodes 182 amino acids. The transcript is spliced from 6 exons.
AUCGCCAUCGUUCACGUCUCAGCAACACACAGCAGCUAUAGUAUCAUGAAGCUCACUUACUUCGCUUCCGCAGUCCUCGCGGUUCUCGUUGUGCUCCCCGCUGCUCACGCGGAAGUCAAGGCAGCCUGUGGAACGGACGGAGAGGUUGUCAGCAACACUACCUUUGUCCACAACGGCCAUCAGAUCAGUGUCGUUACCCAAAGCUGCCCCGGAUUUGCUCAGCGCCGUGCUCUUGAACGUCGCGAGCCAGUCUUGCAGGAAAAGCGCCAGUUGGACAUCUGCGGCUAUGAAGCUACCAUCGAAUGUGAAGAUCUGGGGGCGGAGCCCCUUCUAGCUUCUUGCUUGACCCUCACCGACGCUCUCGAGGAUUUGGGAACCGAGACAUUUUACUCGGGUCCGGACACGCUGACGACGUUCACUGAUAACGCUGCUCCUGAUUGCGUGUACGGAUUCGCCAAUCCCACGGCCGAUUACUACUAUGUCUGCUACGAGACGGUCGGUGAGCUCGGCUGGGUGGUCGCCGAUGACUGCUACUCAUACGGAGGAGGAUACGGCGUCGUUGGCACCGAAUGGUACCUGGAGGUCUAUAACUGAAAGGAGUAUGGAGAAUCAACACCAAGGGAUUGAACUGAUCCCAGACUUUCUCCUAUUAUAUGUCCGCCUCAUCUUUGUAUCAGUGCACGAGUGAUUUGCUGGAUCUGUUAUGGUUGGUGAUUUAGCCUCCUUCGGGAGCUUUUUCCAUAUAGGAUGGAAUGCAAAGUUCUUUGAUGACAGGUCGG